Molecule: messenger RNA, 338 nt
Organism: Rotaria sp. Silwood2
Lineage: Eukaryota; Metazoa; Rotifera; Eurotatoria; Philodinida; Philodinidae
Source: the annotation of a GenBank genome assembly
AUGGUUAAAACUCAUCUUGUUUUUCUGUUGCCACAAAAUAUACUUUUUCUCUUAAAAGGUACAAUGAGAUAAGAUCCAAUGUGGAUAUGGACUGUCGUAUUACUUUGGUGGGAAAUAAAUUCGAUCAACAACAUAUUCGAGCUGUUUCAUCAAACGAUGCUAAACAAUUUGCUGACGAAAGAAAUAUGCAGUAUAUUGAAACAUCAGCUUUGGAUUCUACGAAUGUUGAACAGGCUUUUCAAAAUCUUAUUGCUGAUAUUUGUCAACACUGGAUACCUCCAUCCUACUCAUUACCAAAACCCGAUUCACCACCUAAGCGUCGAUGUUGUUUCUCAUGA